CGGACAUGACGCUGAGCAAGUUCCUGUCGAUGUCUGUGCCCUACAACUGCUACGAGAUCGGCCACACAUGGACGCCUCACUGCAGUGAAGCCUGGCUCGACCUGUGGUUCAUCACGUUUGUGAGAUCGCUCCGGUUGUACGGGCUCCUCUACCUCGUGGGGCAGAUCGUGUCGCGUCGCUAUGACGUCCGCGCUUUUGUCCAGACUUUCAAGAGCGCCGUCAACUCUUCCAUGUUCAUCAGUCAGAACUUCUUCUUCUACUUGGUCUUCGGCUGCAUCAGCAGCAAACUCUUGGGCCGACUGUGCAUUCUGCCGGCCACUUUUUUGUCUGGAUUCUUUUCCGCGGCGUGCGCCAUUAUCAUCGAACGUCCACGAAGAAGAGCGAUGCUGGCUGGGUACAUGCUUAACUUGACAACGGACAUUUUAUAUCGCAUGCUUCGGAGCAGAGGUCUCGUGAGGGAUAUACAGCACGGCGAGGUGGCCUUGUUUGCGCUCAGCUUAGGAGCAUACAUCUAUUAUGCCAGGAAACACGGCUACUUCGAAGACCCUGUUACGUUCGUGAUCAGGCACCUCUUUGGAGCGGAAGAACUACACGGCACUGAGAGCAAGAAAACCAAACACGCUAGUCUCCUGGUAAACGGUGGUUGCCAGGCCAACGGAAUUGAGGACGGCAAGGAUCCCCGUUGUAACGCAACCAGCCCCGUCAACGGAACUGCUCGUGUGAACGGAAGCGGAAUCGUCGACGGCUUCGAUACAAGAAGUUCUAAAGAGACCAGUCAUGCCAAAAGGAUCGUUCACGUCGAUGGGAACAGAGACGUCAACGCUAACGAAAAAUGCUUUACUAAUGAACAGCUUCCAACAUUGUCUUCACAACGCUGUCUUGCGGUCAGGGUCCUCACUUCUCGCCAUCUCAGUUGUCAACAUCCGUUCGGCUGCCUGGCUCAGUUUUGUCGGAACAUGGCCAAGUUCGCCUCGCUGGGUUGGGCGGUAGGCUUUGGCAUCAGCCUGCUCGGUGACCUGAAACGGUUACCGGGUCGACGGCGUCCUUUCCUGGCGCACGUCUUGGGCCCGUCCUCGUUGCGCAGCGCGUGCUUCUUGGGCGGCCUCACCGGCAUCUACAAGCUGCUGAGCUGCUCACUCCGCUGGGCAAGCAAUGGCCAGCGGGACUGGCAUGGCUUAGUGGCUGGCAGUGCAGCUGGUUUGGCGGCCGUUGCAGCACCAAACUCCAACGCCUCCCUCUACCUCCUCUGGAAGCUCAUCGAGUUGGCGUAUUUGAAGAGCGCGGACGAAAACUUGGUUCCGAAGUUCAGCAACGCUCCGGUGUUUCUUUACUCGCUCUGCACGGGGAUUAUGCUUUAUGCCGCCAUCUUGGAGCCUCACAACCUGAGGCCUCAAUACCUCAAGUUCCUAGACGACAUUUGCGGAAACUUGUUAUCCAAAAUGAAUCGCGCUCCAUUGGACAUCUUGGGCUUUCAAUCAUCGUCGGCUUUUCCGGAUUUUUGCCCCGUAAAUCUGGACCCGAAGCACGUCAGCAAGGGAUACCUCCAGAACGUGCUCAUCUGGUCAUAACCACGCCUGUCUUAGAUAACCACAAGCACAUCGCUGACAUAGCAUGGAAGCUUGGGAUACGCGGGCAUGCUUACACGAAACUUGUACCUCGUGGAAGCGGACGUCAUAUUUUAACGGUCACCACAAUUUUAUCCCGAGAGCGUAGACAAUUAAAAUUAUUCC
Messenger RNA from Ixodes scapularis (black-legged tick), 1730 nucleotides. Its product is annotated as transmembrane protein 135. The transcript has 13 exons. The record is from RefSeq and is a predicted model, not a curated record. The coding region runs from base 6 to 1568 and encodes 520 amino acids. NCBI's taxonomy places the organism in Eukaryota, Metazoa, Arthropoda, Arachnida, Ixodida, Ixodidae.